Molecule: messenger RNA, 2107 nt
Organism: Varroa destructor (honeybee mite)
Lineage: Eukaryota; Metazoa; Arthropoda; Arachnida; Mesostigmata; Varroidae
Source: RefSeq, a predicted model, not a curated record
GCUUUAGGUGUCCGAUGCUAUCGCUAAAAGCCUGAGAAGUCUCUGAGGCUAAAUAUUCUAUAUAAGCCCGAAUGAUCCACAAGAAGUGUUUGUUUUGCGAAAACGCAGCACGAAUGUAGUGGUUAAAUCCCUUAGGAACUGAAGGGCAUACUAUCAUCGGAAGGUCAUUCGGUUACAUUAGCGUCUCGGUAACAAAUUUUAUCUUAAUUGUGUCCCCAAAUUGCACUGAUACACAAGAAGUCCGUUAAUACUCUAUACAGAGUACCUACCUUAUUUACGCUGACCGGUAAAUUAAAUAAGAGCAAUAACUUUAAUUAGCUAAGGAGAAACUACCCAAGUGUGCUGUAAACAGGUGAAGAGUUUUCUAGAAAAGACGUUUCCUUUAUUGAGAUAUUGGGGACAAAUAAAGUUAGCUUGAUCUGCUACUAGCAAGCAAAUAGCGGGAAACCAAAUUUGCCUAAAUGCAUACAAACGCUCGUAGUAGAGAAUUCAAUGUCGAUCCGCCACGUUCUGUCUUCAGCGAGUGACAAUGGGCGAUUUAAGGGGUUGUUCUGACCGGGGCCUGCAUAUACUUGCCGGAGCUCUUGAACGACUUUGCACAGGAAAGCUUCAACUGACACCUCGUGAGACGCUCGAGCCGGUGGAGAACCUCUACAAAAUGCAAGAACCCGUUAGUGGCAAGAUGGCAGAAAAGGGCUAUGCGAUGCCAUGCAAAGCAAAAGUUAUUACCAACUAUCAAAAGUGGUUUGCUUCCGAAGGACGAUUCCGAUUGGAACUUGACCCGGACGAUCGCAAAAGUACCAAUUUAGGAAACGGUAAUCUAAACAGAGCGCUGGAUAAUGUUAAAGAGGAGCUGAGAAGACGACAUCAGGAUAAAUCAACUACGCGUAAAGGCCGACAGGUAAACAGCAAUAUCAGAUCAGACGUACUUCGGAUCGUCAAGGAGAGUUUGCGGCGGAAUUUCCGUAAGUCUGUAAUGAUCGUCUCCUAAUUUCGAAAUCGGGUAACGCCUCUAUAAAUGAAAACCGGACAGAAAUUACACUUUAUCAUAACGGGACUAAACAUCUAUUGAAAGACGGAAAUCGCUCUCCGAAUUAUAGGAAUUCGGUCGGCUACCAUUUGCGGCCUCAAAAACGAGUUGGGCCGACUGAUCCUUUAACGUGUGGUCGAAACAUCACAGACGCAGUUAAAAAUGCUCUAUCCACCCAGAUUAAGACAAGUCAACUUCUAUGCGUGGUCAGACCGAUAUCCAUAACCUCGCGGUUGGUAACCUGGUCAUAUUAUAAUGAGUUGUGCUAGAAUGCGUAUCUGAGAGUUUGUCUGCCUUACUGGCACACGUAGUCAGUAUUUCGAAUUUUGUUCAGGCGGCUUCAGUAGUCAGUCCGAAGAGUGACAGUUCAUAAGGCUCUCAAUUAAUCGACCUCUGCCAAUACUGUUCAAACGCUUUUCAAUCAUACAUAUAACAAUAUAGUAUUGCUAGAUCAGAAUGAGUAUAGGAAUAUUUCAGGUUGCAUGUAUUUAUUUCUCUAUAACUCGAGUAGACGAGAUUCCGCAAAUCGACUAGACGGCUCGGUUGAAUUUUUUUUCUUAUCUACACUAAUUAAGCUUUUGCGGGUUUCGUAAUGGUAACGAUUCCGCUUAGCACGCUGACAAACCCUUAGCCAUCGUAAGUCAUAACCGAGAGCGCUUCGUCGAAGCUAUCGUGUGCUGAAGUGAAGUCCAUUUCAACAAAUGGAACAAUCAUAGGCUUGUCGAAGCUAUCGUAUGCUGAAGUGAGGUUCAUUUCAACAUGUGGAACAAUCAUAGGCUUGUCGAACUACAUCAGCAAACAAGCUCAAGUCCAAUAACACAGAACUUCUAACCUCACACAAAGCUAGGGCAGUGUUAAUAAUUACGCUUUUCUAUGGAAAAAGCGUCGUUAAAAUCGAUGUUUGUGCACCCGUGCAAAAAGGUGUAUCAAAUGUUAAAAAACAUAAUAAUAGAUACAUAUUAACAUAAUAAUAAUAAAUUCCAUAGUAUACAGCUGUGGAAAAUACAUUUCCAGAAUGCUACUGGUUGCGUAACCAGAGAAAAUACAUAUGAUAUAGACACCAUAAAGGCUAGAUCA